Xiphophorus maculatus (southern platyfish) is the source of this 3726-nucleotide messenger RNA. RefSeq names its product protein phosphatase 1 regulatory subunit 14A-like (gene ppp1r14aa). Gene Ontology annotation, molecular function: protein serine/threonine phosphatase inhibitor activity. Lineage: Eukaryota; Metazoa; Chordata; Actinopteri; Cyprinodontiformes; Poeciliidae. Gene Ontology annotation, biological process: regulation of phosphorylation. The record is from RefSeq and is a predicted model, not a curated record. Gene Ontology annotation, cellular component: cytoplasm. The coding region runs from base 87 to 569 and encodes 160 amino acids. The transcript has 4 exons.
GCUGUCGCCUCCCAGCGCCUCCCAGCGCUCCGCUCUCCAGCCAAGCAGAAAGGCGAGGAGCGAGUGAGAGCAAGCUCACAGCAGCGAUGGCAACUGACGGCAGCGGGACACCGCCCGAAGAAAACGACGAGCCGGUUUCAUCAGAUCUGGAGCUCAGCGGACACAUCCCGAAGAGGCACGCCCGGGUCACAGUGAAGUACAACAGGAAGGAGCUGCAGAGGCGGCUGGACUUGGAGAAGUGGAUCGAUGAGAGCCUGGACCAGCUGUACAGGGGCCAGGAGGCCGACAUGCCGGAGGAGGUGAACAUUGACGACUUGAUUGACCUUCGUACUGAUGAGGAGCGAAUCGUGAAGUUAAAGGAACUCCUCCAAAGCUGCAGCAACAACACUGAGACCUUCAUCAAGGAGCUGGUGGCAAAGCUGGUGGGGGUCCACAAGCAGGAGGAUCUGCAGAGCGAAGGCAUCGAGCAUCCCGUCAUCUGCCACAGCCUCCACCGCCACGAGCCCUACCAGUUCAACAACCCGCAGCACCACUUCCAUCAGAUGCGAGGCCACAACCAGAGUCUCUGAUAAGGACCGGAUCAGCGCGUAGACAAACUGACACACAAGGUUGGCUGUGUUGGACUAAAAAAUUCAGGGAUCGAUAGAGCAACAAAUAUACUGACGCAUUUCAAAUGUAAGGCUCUCCUGCUGAGAGUUAAAGGUAGUGACUCUUUUCACAAACGGCUCUCAGUUAAAGCAUGAAGGAAUGCAAAGAGAAACCUUCAUUCUGCCAGAGUUAGGAGGCAAACAAAACCUAAUCUACUACCAGUUAAUGUUUUACCUGCUGCUAAGCCAGUCGAUCUGGUGUCCUGAGUCCGGUAGAGAUGCUCCAGCAGGUUCCUACUUUGGUUCACAACUUAGUCCAUGAUUUUAACUGUGAUUUGCAGGGGAUUUAUGCCAGAUGUGUUAUCUGUUAUCAAAAAGAUGCUUAUAGUUUCUGUUUCAUCCUUUAUUUUUGCAAAGGGUUUCUUCAAAAGAUUUGUUUUAAAUGGUAAAACUAGCUCCAUUUUCAUCACAGAUGUGCUCAAAACUUUGUUAUUCUGAUCAUUAAAAAAAACCACACAAUUUGGCAACCAAGGGAUUUCCAUUAAAUAAGAAAUGAAAUUAAAAAUCACACAUGAAUACGCAUCGCCAUUAAAAAAAACAGGCCGUCAUCCUCCUCAUCCUAACGCAGAAACGUUUCACCAAAAAACAAAUUUUUCCAAAGCUGCCACUUUUCUAUUAGGCAAAUCUAUUUUUGCAAUUCCAAUUUGCACAAUUAAUUGGUUAAUGGAAACGCAGCUACUGAUGAUGUCACUCAGUGGCACAAAGAAGUCGGGUCUGAACUUGACCAUUUUGAGCUGAUUCCAGUCAGACUGUAUUUUUUAAUUCUGCUGCUAAUGAGUUCAUUUUGAUCCAUUGAUCCAUUUGAAGAACUUUACCAUGUACGCAUUUAGAAAUCAGCUUGAGGUUUAAAAAUGUGCAGAUCCAGUUUUUAAGAACAUGGCAGUGAUGUAAUCUAGUUGUCUUCUUAUUUUUAAUGAUCUGAUUGUGUUUCAUCCUCAGUGGCCUGAUUGUAGAGCUGAAACAAUUCAUCAGAGUAAUGGUGAUAAAUCGAUUGUUGAAAUAAUCAUCAAUUUAGUCGUCUAUUAAUUGCUAACUGGACUACACAGACUCAAAAAAAGGCCAUAUGCUGAAAGAACAAAAUACUCAGAACAGAUAUUAAGCCACAAUUGUACAAAAAAUAUGUAAAUUUUGCAUUUAAGAGGCAAAAAACCCCCACUUUUGUCUGUAUCCAAAACACUUCAAGUGGCAUCUUUAGCUUCACUUGGUUCAAAUCUAAAAAAAAAAAAAUUAAAAUAAUUCUAUUAAGCACAUUUUAUAAUCCAAUUAUGGACUAGUUAAUAUAAAAAUACACUGUAUUAAUGCUAACCUGAGCAGGAAGGGCUGAGCUUUUCACAUAUACACAUUAGAACAAUUUUUAGAUGCAUCCCUUGCUACAAAUGACCAACCGUUCACUAAAGGAAUGCUACGCUGUUGCAUUUUAAGCAAGAAAAUGUUCAUUUUCUUAUUCAGAAACGGAACUCAAUUGUUUGCUCAUAUGAAUCUGGUAAUGUAUUUCUAAUAGUGUGUGAAAAAUGCUUAAGUGGUUAAAUGGAAAAUCUGCAGAAUGUUCCAAUUUUUAAAACCUGAUUAAUCAAUUAAUCAUCAGAAUAAUUUAUAAGAAUUAUUAUAGAAAAUAAACUUAAGUUGCAUCCCUGCCUUAUUGUUCUAUGUGCUGUUUGUUACUGAAUCAUUACACAGUAAGUCACUUGUGGAAAAAUAUUGUUGAAUGAGUGAAAAUGGUAGGAAGUCUAGGAUCAUUCCUGACUGGUUUGGUCCUGCUGUAAUUCUACAGACUUUAAUGCCUCUUCCUCUCAGAAGUCGCCUUUUACUCACCAGUUUACUCUUACAUUUCCACGCGGGUCAACUUUUACUCAUCAUAUGCUUCAGUGUUUCUCAGCUACUGUCUCUGGUUCUGCACUGUUCCUUCCUUGGACCAGAAAUACCCAACGAAAACUGUCGUUCUGGAGAUUUUCUGACCCAGUUAUCCAACCUUUACAGGUCAAACUCACCUAAAUCCUAAGGACAAAAUGUUCACCGUGCUGCCUAACAUAAUUCACCCAUAAUGAUGAGAUAAUCAGUAUUACAAUGUUAUACUUAAUUGGUGUUUAAAUAUCACAUUAAGCACAUUCUAGAUAUCUGAUUUGUGCAUAAUUAUGAUUUGAAACAGCCUUUAAAAGUUUGAAUUUGAUCAAUGUGGAUUUGAAUAUGAAAAAUGAGCUAUUUUACUUAAGAGUAGUUAAAAAGUGACCUUGAACUCCUAAUAGGAACAGAUUUCAGAGUAAUGGGGUAAACAACUCCCCACCCCCAUCCUUUAUUUAUUUUGGUUAGAUGGAAAGUUGUGAUUUAAACUAUUUUGCAGCUAUCUAACUGAUCAUGAUGUGAAAAACAUUCCAUAUUUAGAGCUUUGGCAAAGUAUUUCCUCCCCUACAGAUUCUUCUGGGUUUUUUUUCUUUGUUGUUGUUUUUUUCACUUUGACUUCUUUGAUAUUUCCGAACAUCAAGAAAAAUCUUAAUAUCAGACAAAGAUAACCAGAUCACAAAAUGCAGUUAACAUUUUUAUGGGACAAAACAAAAUCUAUCCAAAGAAAUCUGGUAUUAGAAGUAAUCACCCUUAAUCCUAACUAUGUUUGUACAGCAGUGGUUUUUAACUCUCCCAUUCUGGCCAUUUUUGGCUGGUUAAGUUGUUAUUGUUGGAUCAUGAACUGUAGGUCUAACAGCAGUUGAGUGCUGCACCACUUUGAAUGUGGUUCUUUCAUGUUCUCUUGGAAGAGUUGUUGAUACGCUCUGGGAGUAAUUUUGGAUGUUCUAUGGAUUAUUGCUCUAACUGUAGCCUUAGAGAUGCCUUACAUAUUGACAUAAAAAUUUGGGAAGCUUUCUGCAGAUUCGGUCUUGGUUUGAUAUUAAAACUUGUUUUUGGUGAUCUGAAAUGUUUAAGUAUGACAAAAACAAGAAAUCCAUUAGGAGGCAUUUCACUGAACUGUAUCUACAUGAUGUGACGCUGGGAAUGAAGCCUUUGUGAUCACUGAAACGUUGUAGCUUUUCAAUGAUGCAUCUCUGGAUAGAAAUGUUAAAAAGUCAACUUAAUAAAAUAAUUUAUGCAA